Molecule: messenger RNA, 1093 nt
Organism: Musa acuminata AAA Group (dessert banana)
Lineage: Eukaryota; Viridiplantae; Streptophyta; Magnoliopsida; Zingiberales; Musaceae
Product: dof zinc finger protein DOF3.4-like
Exons: 1
Coding region: 133-810 (225 amino acids)
Biological process (GO): regulation of DNA-templated transcription
Molecular function (GO): DNA binding; DNA-binding transcription factor activity
Source: RefSeq, a predicted model, not a curated record
CUCUCCUUAUCCAUAUAAACGCCAACUGUAGCGCCCAUAAACCCUGAGAGCGAACCCCACAACCACCCACGCUUUGAGAUCUUAAACCGUGUUCAGGGAGAAUCUGAGAAGCGAGAGGGUGAACCGAUCGGGAUGCCGGUGGAGUCCAGAGAGGGGCGGCGACGGCCGGCGGAGGGAAAGCCGGCCGUGGCGGAGGCGAGGGAGAGGUGCCCGCGGUGCGAGUCGCGGGAUACCAAGUUCUGCUACUACAACAACUACAACAUGUCACAGCCCCGCCACUUCUGCAAGUCGUGCCGCCGCUACUGGACCCUCGGCGGCUCCCUCCGAAACGUCCCCAUCGGCGGCUCCUCCCGCAAGCGCCUCCGCCCCUCCCCGGGCCCCGCCGCCGCCGACGCCGUCGUCGUCGCGGCUUUGAGGCCCGGCCGCGCUCUCCCUGGCCACCCUCCGCCGGCGCCGCAGUCCGCGGAACUCGGGCAAGGCCCACUGCUCCCCAGCGGCCCGGUCCAGGCCGGGCUCCUGGGGCUCGACGAGCCGUUCCUCUCCUGCCGGGGCGGCUUCGGCCUGGGGCUCGGUCUGGGGCUCGGGUGCGGCGCCGGCGCUGCGGAGGAGAUGGGUUUCGGGCUGGCGCCCACCCUACUGUGGCCGCCGUCGCUGCUGGACGAGGCCGCGGAAGCGUGGCGGGUCGGCAACGGCGAGGGAGGGAACUGCCUCGCGGCUCCGGGCACGGGCCCGGCCGAGGCGGCGUGGCCGGACCUCGCCAUCUCCGCUCCGGCGGAGGGUGGAGCCGGGCCGGCGAGGGAGGUGAGCUAACCGGGCGGUGGAUCGGCGGGGUCAUUCCAGUUUUGGUUUGCUUAUGUACGGCCCACGGCGUGUUGCUCGCAGGCGUCCAUCUCGGGUUGUACGGCACAUAGCUCAUGCAUGUCGAUUACGUCGAACAUCUCAAGACGUGUGUGGAGGCGGAUUAGACGGUACUCGUUAGGGUGUGGGAUUUGAGGGAGGAGUUGGUUAGGUUAAGUACGUGCUAAUCCUUGUCGAGCUUAGUGUAUAAUUGACGUUGUUACUGCUUCUAAUGAUGCCUCCUGGUUUUUAUUUA